UGCCACCUGUCAGUGUCCAUCAGUGCCAGUAUCAGUGCCACCUAUCAUGCCAAUCAGUGCCACCUAUCAGUUCCAGUCAGUGUCACCUAUCAGUGCGCAUCAGUGCCGCCUAUCAGUGCCAGUCAGCGCCGCCUAUCAGUGCCAGUCAGUGCCGCCUAACAGUGCCAGUCAGUGCUGCCUAACAGUGCCAGUCAGUGCCGCCUAACAGUGCAGCCUAUCAUGGCCAUAUAGCAGUGUCAUGUAUCAGUGCUGCCUUUCAGUGCCCAUCAGUGAUGCCUGUCAAUGCCCAUCAGUGCAACCUACCAGUGCCUCCUCAUCAGUGCCCGUUAG
Staurois parvus is the source of this 330-nucleotide messenger RNA. NCBI's taxonomy places the organism in Eukaryota, Metazoa, Chordata, Amphibia, Anura, Ranidae. The record is from the annotation of a GenBank genome assembly.